This is a messenger RNA of Racocetra fulgida, 1425 nucleotides long. NCBI's taxonomy places the organism in Eukaryota, Fungi, Glomeromycota, Glomeromycetes, Diversisporales, Gigasporaceae. The record is from the annotation of a GenBank genome assembly.
AUGUCCCCGGGAAACCAGCCUGCUCAUUUGCGAGAAUUUAUUUUUGACAUGAUCGAGAAAGAUUGGCUUCAGCCAACCAUUGUAACUUAUGAUAACUAUCUUACGGCUUUGUUGGCUAAUGGAGAAAUUGAGCGAGGCAUUGAUUUCAUAGACAUUUUGAAACGUAAGGGAAUUCAACCAACAGUCACAAUGUAUGAGAACUUGAUGAAAAAAAUAUGUUAUUUUGAAUGGCCUGAAGAAGCAUUUGCUUUACUGAAGAAGAUGGAAGCUGAAAAUUUGCCGACAUAUUCAUCAAUGUAUUAUGAUGUUUUAAGAUGUUCCGCGGAUCAAUAUUACCUUGAUGGUCUAAUAUAUUGUUGGGAAAAAAUCAUCGAAGAACGUUAUUUAGAUCUUGAUGAAGGUGCUUGUAUAGACGUUCUCCAUGUAGCUGCAAGGUUUGGAAAACCACACCUUGCGGCACAGGUACUCGUAUAUUUGACUGAAAAUCGCAAGGUGCCCCUCGAUAAAUGGCAUUUGGAACCAUUAUUGGAAGCCUUCAUUAAUGACAAUGACAUUAAACAAGCUAUGGACAUGCUGUCGGUAAUGGCUGCGGCUGGAGUUAAGCCAAAUAGUAAGACUGCACUUCCGAUUGUAGCUGCCAUCUCUAAAAACGUUGAAUCCAUUGACAAAGCAUAUUACAGUCUAGAAGAACUUGUUAAAGAUGGUAAAAAGGUUGACGUGUUGGCUUUGAAUACCAUAAUUAAUUCAUGCCGCUUUGUUAACGGAUCUGGGAAUAAAUUUGGGAAUCGAACCAAGCCGGAUAUACAUCGUGCCGUAGAGACAUACAAGUCAGCAGAAAAAUUAGGAGUUAAACCAGAUGUUCAUACAUUUAAUGCGCUAUUGGGAGUAUGUUUUUCGGCACAACAUCGUGAACUAGGACAACAGUUCUGGACUGAAAUGCAACGUGCGGGCAUACAACCUGAUAGUGAGUCGUAUCGUCGUAUGAUAUACCUAUGUUGUAGUACAGAUUAUGAUUACGAGGAUGCAUUUGUUUACCUGGAAGAGAUGAAGGCACAAAAUAUUUUACCAUCAUCUACUAUUUAUGAAAAAAUUAUUAAAACAUGUGUCAAUCAUAAUGAUUCAAGGGCAAAGUUGGCUUUGGAAGAAAUGAAAAGCUUUGGAUAUACGAUACCCAAAGAUAUUCGUAUUUUGUUUGAAAAUAAUGGUGUUAAUAGAACGGAAUCGAAUCGAGAGACAGGGAAUGCUAACAGUUCGUUUCAAAAAACCAUAGCAUCCCAGGACUUUGAUUUCGAUUUUCGGUCGGGAAUGAAUGAUCGGUUUAAUAAAAGUAAAACGAACGAUGAAAAUAGAUUAGAUUCGGACACACUAUUUGGAUCAAAUAAUGAAUUGAAUGAUUUGGACAGUUUCUUAACUGUAUUAUGGUAA